AUGAACGUCCCUGUGGUGUAUGACCCCAAGUCCAAGACCUUGAGCAUGCCAGACCAGGCAGCCGCAGUGCUCCCAGACCUAAAGCUAGACUUGGAUCAACUCAACACCUUGACUGCGGAAGUUAUAGGAUGUGGAGCCGACGUACCACCUCAACCGACUCAAGAAAACUUCAACAAAGAUAUGAGCAAAAUGAUCCGCAAAUUGUACGAGGGAGGUGUCCAGGCGUUCAAGCAGGGAAAAUUCCAAGAAUCGGUCCGCCAGUUUGAUAUUGGCAUUGGCAUGAUAUGUAAAAGACAAAAGUUCGAGUCGUUCCAAGGCACGCUUCAGGAACUCAGUUUGUUUCUUAUGAGCCGUGCCGAUGCCCAACUCAAAACCAAGCAAUAUUUACAGGCGUUCAACGACGCAGACAUGCUCUUGGGCAUCCAAAUGAACACCCCAGAUAACUUUUUGAGAAGAGGAGUUGCCAACUUUUUCUUGGGAAACUACGAGGCUGCUCGUGCUGAUUACCAGCGAGGGUUGGCUUUUGAUGAGAAUAACCCCCGGUUGAUCACCGAAUUGGAGAUCUGUCUCGACAAGAUCUUGGAGGAAAAUGGCGACUACUUGGAAGACGAGGAGUGA
Molecule: messenger RNA, 618 nt
Organism: Meyerozyma guilliermondii ATCC 6260
Lineage: Eukaryota; Fungi; Ascomycota; Pichiomycetes; Serinales; Debaryomycetaceae
Gene: SEC72
Product: Sec63 complex subunit
Exons: 1
Coding region: 1-618 (205 amino acids)
Molecular function (GO): protein binding
Source: RefSeq, a predicted model, not a curated record